AUGGGCUCGGGGUGCGGGUGCGGGAGACCCGGGGGGUCUCCCAUGCUGCUAUUGCUGCUGCUGUUGCUUCCCGCGUGUCCUCUGCUGAGCGCUCGGAUGUUUCCAGGAAAUGCCGGUGGAGAGCUAGUCACUCCCCACUGGGUUUUGGACGGGAAAACGUGGCUCAAGGUCACCCUGAAAGAGCAGAUCUCCAAGCCUGACUCAGUGCUGGUGGCUUUAAAGGCUGAAGGCCAGGAUCUCCUGCUUGAAUUGGAGAAGAACCACAGGCUUCUGGCCCCAGGAUACACAGAAACCUACUACAGCCCGGAUGGGCAGCCCAUAGUGCUGUCCCCCAACCACACGGAUCAUUGCCACUAUCAGGGGUGUGUGAGGGGCUUCCAGGAGUCCUGGGUAGUCCUCAGCACCUGCUCCGGGAUGAGUGGCCUUAUUGUGCUUAGCAGCAAAGUGAGCUAUUAUCUACACCCCUGGACGCCUGGGGACACCAAGGACUUCCCAACCCACAAGAUCUUCCGGGUGGGACAAUUGUUCACCUGGAGAGGGGCGAGGAAAGACAAGAACUCCCAGUUCAAAGCAGGAAUGGCCCGUCUUCCUCAUGUCCCCCACAGAAGGAUGAGGCGAGAGGCUCGCAGGAGUCCCAAGUACCUGGAACUGUACAUAGUGGCUGACCACGCCCUGUUCUUGCUUCAGCGUCAGAAUUUGAACCACACAAGACAGCGCCUCCUGGAAAUUGCCAAUUGCGUGGACCAGAUUCUCAGGACUCUGGAUAUUCAGUUGGUGUUGACCGGGCUGGAAGUGUGGACGGAGCAGGAUCAUAGCCGCAUCACGCAGGACGAAAAGCAAGCCCUCUGGGCUUUCCUACAGUGGGCCCGUGAGCUGUGGGUCAGGAGACCUACGACUCCACGUGAACUGCUCACGGGCCGCACUUUCCAGGGUACCACGGUGGGCCUGGCGCCUGUGGAGGGCAUGUGCCACGCAGAGAGCUCCGGAGGUGUGAGCACAGACCACUCGGAACUCCCCAUCGGCACAGCAGCCACCGUGGCCCACGAGAUAGGCCACAGCCUAGGCCUCCACCAUGACCCAGAGGGCUGCUGCAUGGAGGCAGACGCAGAGCAAGGAGGCUGCGUCAUGGAAGCAGCUACAGGGCAUCCUUUCCCGCGCGUCUUCAGCGCCUGCAGCCGCCGCCAGCUGCGCACCUUCUUCCGCAAAGGGGGCGGUGCGUGCCUCUCUAACGUCUCGGCUCCCGGGCUCCUGGUGCUGCCCAGCCGCUGCGGAAACGGCUUCGUGGAAGCAGAAGAAGAGUGCGACUGCGGUUCUGGCCAGAAGCGCCCAGAUCCCUGCUGCUUUGUCCACAACUGUUCCCUGCGUGCCGGGGCGCAAUGCGCCCAGGGUGAUUGCUGUGCGCGGUGCCUGCUAAAGCCCGCAGGCACACCUUGUCGUCCCGCCGCGAACGACUGCGACCUCCCCGAGUUCUGCACCGGCACCUCCCCUCAUUGUCCCGCAGAUGUUUAUCUACUGGAUGGCUCACCCUGCGCUGAGGGUCGUGGCUAUUGCCUAGAUGGCUGGUGUCCCACGCUGGAGAAGCAGUGCCAGCAGCUAUGGGGGCCUGGAUCCCAGCCGGCUCCUGAGCCAUGUUUCCAGCAGAUGAACUCCGUGGGGAAUUCACAGGGGAACUGUGGCCAGGACAGUAAGGGUAGCUUCCUGCCCUGCACACAGAGGGACGCUCAGUGUGGGAAGUUGCUGUGCCAGGGAGGGAAGCCAAACCCACUAGUGCCGCACGUAGUGACUGUGGAUUCCACAAUUCUGCUAGAGGGCCGCCAAGUGCUUUGCCGGGGAGCUUUCGUACUCCCUGAUACUCAUCUGGACCAGCUUGGCUUGGGUCUGGUGGAGCCAGGCACCCGCUGUGGACCUAGAAUGGUGUGCCAGGGGAGGCACUGUCAGAAUGCUACCUCCCAGGAGUUGGAGCGUUGCUCGACUGGCUGCCAUAACCGUGGGGUUUGCAAUAGCAAUCGUAACUGUCACUGUGCUGCAGGCUGGUCUCCACCCUUCUGUGACAAGCCUGGCUUGGGUGGUAGUGUGGAUAGUGGCCCUGCACAGUCUACGAAUCCAGAUGCCUUCCCAUUGGCCAUGCUACUCAGCUUUCUGCUGCCUCUACUUCCUGGGGCUGGCCUAGCCUGGUGCUACUACCAGCUCCCAACACUCUGUCAGCAACCAGGACGGUGCUGCAGGAGGGACGCCCUAUGUAAUAGGGACCAACCUCUGGGCAGUGUUCACCCCGUGGAGUUUGGCUCCAUCAUCACUGGAGAGCCCUCGCCCCCGAACCCUGAGGAGUCUGAGCUUACCUAGGAACUACCCUCUGAAGCUUGUGCCGUGCAGACCUGCCCAAUCCCUACGGUAGGUGAAGCACCCCAGGCCCUCCCAUUGCCCAGUCACCAAUCUGUCUCAGUUUGUUGCCUACUCCUCAGAUUUAUGGGCUAUAAAUAAGGAAACGGGGCAUGGCCCUCAGAGAAGCC
Messenger RNA from Rattus rattus (black rat), 2510 nucleotides. It is a transcript of the gene Adam33, whose product is annotated as ADAM metallopeptidase domain 33. Gene Ontology annotation, biological process: proteolysis. NCBI's taxonomy places the organism in Eukaryota, Metazoa, Chordata, Mammalia, Rodentia, Muridae. The record is from RefSeq and is a predicted model, not a curated record. Gene Ontology annotation, molecular function: metalloendopeptidase activity.